Prorocentrum cordatum is the source of this 989-nucleotide messenger RNA. NCBI's taxonomy places the organism in Eukaryota, Dinophyceae, Prorocentrales, Prorocentraceae. The record is from the annotation of a GenBank genome assembly.
AUGGCCGCGCCGCUCUUCGAUUUUUUCGAAUCAGGGGUGGUCAAGUGCACGAAGCGCGACCGCGCGUGGCUGAUGCCGGCGGUCGAGGUGCUGGCGGCCAACGGCAUCGACGGCCCGCAGGACUGCGUCGAACCCAACGUCAGGGCCGCAACGUUCCAGCUGAGCGGGCCGGUCGAGGGCGAGGUCGCACUCCUCGAACGCGCCGUCGCAAAGGCAAGCUGGGCCGCCGCGCAGCAGGUGGCGGCAGGGGCCGCGGCGCCAAGCGGCUCUCAGGGGCCAGUGGGCGCCCUCCUGCAGGCGCUUCAUGGCGGGCGCAAGCCGGCGGCCCACGUGGACAUCGCCGCGGGCCUGGGUAGCACGUUCUCGGCAGGCCUGCCGUUGUCGCGCUGGCCGCCUCCACGACUGGCCGACUGGGCGCAGGGCCAGGCCCCCGAGGAGCGCCGCGCUGGGCGGCCCUUCGCGGAGGAGAUCGCUCGCGGCGUCUGCAGGGCGAGGGGCCCUGACAAGAAGCAGGGGGACUUGCCGAUCAUCUUGCAGUGGUGCGUCGCGUUCGACAGGUGGGCGAUCGUCGCGGAGCUCGCCGGCCGCGCGCUGUUCGCGGCGUCCAUGGCCCACGAGGAGGUCGCGAUGCAGCUCGCCUUCUCGGCGCGGGCCACUCGGCGCUCUUCCGCGAUUGCCGUCUUCUAUGGCGAGAUCGCUCGGCGCGCCGACGUUUCAGCGGGCCUGGGCGCCUUCGACGUAGCCGCGGCCGCGCAGUCGCAGAAUUCGGCCAUCGUGCUCGAGGUGGGGCACGCGCCGCCCGUGGGUGCCCAGCGAUGCGCGACCAGGGGCCGCGAGGGCGGCAGCGAUUGCAUCGCCGGGGGCGGCGAGGCCAGGGGCCGCGGCAAGGAGCACAAGGGCAACUACUGCUGGCAGGGGCGGCGGCCGCCCGAGGGCGCAGCUGGCGGGUCGCAGGCGCCGGUGGCGCCGAGCAAGUGCCAGAAGAGACG